Rattus rattus (black rat) is the source of this 1602-nucleotide messenger RNA. RefSeq names its product LDOC1 regulator of NFKB signaling (gene Ldoc1). The transcript is spliced from 2 exons. The coding region runs from base 381 to 818 and encodes 145 amino acids. NCBI's taxonomy places the organism in Eukaryota, Metazoa, Chordata, Mammalia, Rodentia, Muridae. The record is from RefSeq and is a predicted model, not a curated record.
GGUGUUUGUCUUAUCUGCUUUACUUCAUCCUGUUUUUGCAGAAACAGGACAAAGGUGGAAGAACUGGCGGGAGCCCGCAGCGAUGCUCCCUGGGUCACGCCCUCCUCCGCCGCCACGUCCACUCUGGCCACCAGUCCCACCCUGGCCACGCCCCCACGCCAUCCCGCACCCCUCCCAGCCACACCUUCCUCCCCGCACUGCGCUAGCGCGCUGGUUUCUAAAGUGACCUUGUGGGCGGAACUUCUGCCACUUGCUGGGACCCCUCUAUUUAUUGCCCAGGGUCAGCGCUACUCUGAGGACACGCACUUCCUGCUCUGUCUCUCUGUGCAACUCCGCGGACCCGAUCCGAUCCGAGCCCAAGACCUUCCAAGCGGUUAACCAUGGUGGAGCAGCUGCUGAUACUUCUGUACGCUCUUCUGGUGAGGCACCGCGCCCUGUGCAUCCAGAACAACCUGCUCCUGAAGCAGCUGCGAAUACUGGUGUGUGAGCGGGCCAGGCUGCUGCGCCAGGUACGUCCGCCAAGCUGUCCGGUGCCCUAUCCCUCACGGUUUAGUGGCGAGAGCGGCCGGCUCCCGGAGUUUGUUGUGCAGACCAUGUCUUACAUGCUUGUGAAUGAGGAGCACUUCUGCAACGACGCCAUGAAAGUGGCAUUCUUGAUCAGCCUCCUGUCCGGGGAAGCCGAGGAGUGGGUGAUGCCUUACAUCGAGUCCAAUAGCCACAUCCUUGGUGAUUAUCGGGCCUUUGUUAAUGAGAUGAAGCAGUAUUUUGGCUGGGAUACCGACGAUGAAGAUGAUGAUGACGAGGAGGAUGAUUACUAGGCCGGAGCCCCUUAAGGCCUAGAGUUGGUGUCCUACAAGCCUUCUCCCUCCUACUCCCACCCGCCACUCCUGCUGUUUCCGAGCUCUCCCUUUGCAUCACCAUCCUCUUCCCUGCCAGUUUGUUUGCUCCAUCAUUCUCUUUAGAACUUGUCUUUGUUCCAGUUACCUGCUGUGAGUUGGGCCUGGACCUUGCUCUAAAACUCACUUCCACCCCUAGGUACCUAUCCUAAUCUGAACUGUGUUUGAGUUCCAGCCAUUUUCCAGGUCCCUAUUAGAACUGGUCAGACCACCUGCAUUCCUGCUGCGGACAUCCACUGGAACUCAGGCGAGACAUCCAUCUGCUCAGAAGCAGAUUGCUGACAUUUCACCUCCACUCACCGAAUUUCAUCUGAAGCCAUGCACUUUUCAAGAUAAGGACCGAGAAGAUGAAGACGUUGCUAUACUCGUUCAGACUCUUUGGACAACUCACCAACCCUUGAAGGGGCCAGCCAGUCUUUACAGCCUGGUUAGUUCUGUACUUACUCCCAGGUUCCGCCUCUGCCUGACCAGACUGCUGCCGCAACCUGAUGUGCCUAUCUGACAGUUAAAAUGUUGACAUUUCUUUUCUCCUAUGCAUCAGUUUUCCACAGCUCUUUCAGAACUGCAGCAGCCUCACAGAUGUGUACAUGUGGACAAGGAGUACUAAAAUAAAAGCAAACGGACAGGCAUUCAGCCCAGAUCCUUUCAAGUACUUGGAAAAGCAAUGUAAUUCUUUGCAAUAAAUAUCAAGCACUGCAAAACAGAA